AUGAAUGCCCUCAAGAAGGCUGGAAAAUGGCUGGCUCCGGCUCCAGAAACCUCUGAAGAUGGACGGGAUCAGUGGCCAUCAAGAACAUCGUUCAUCCUGGCUUCCAUGGGCGGCUGUGCGGGAAUGGGAAACCUCCUUCGAUUUCCCUCCCAAGUUUACAACAACAAUGGCCUGCAAUGGUUCAUACCAUAUCUUAUGGCGAUUUCCAUCAUUGCCAUUCCUGUUCUCGUCCUCGAAAUUGCCAUUGGUCAGGCCUAUCGUGGGGGCUCCGUCAUUGCAUACAAUAAUAUAAAUCGUCGUCUCAAGGGUGUUGGACUUAGUCUUCUCUACACAGCAUUUGUAGUCGGGCCAUACUUCGUCGCAAAUCUCGCUUGGAUCAUGAUAUAUUUCCGAAACUCUUUCAAAAGCCCUCUGCCUUGGACUGGCCGCGGGCAGGAAUUCUACAUGGGUGAUGUCGUUGCCAACGUCGCGAGGGUCGAAGUCGCUCCAGGAUCGGGUUACGUUCAGUAUCCUGGGACUGCUCUGAUCGGAGAGACUGUUGCGUGGUCAGCCUUCACCUGGUUUCUUGUCUGGCUAUGCAUCUUCAGAGGAGUGGGCUUGACAGGUCGAGUUGUCUACUUCACAAUGGGAUUGCCAAUCAUUAUGACGAUUGUCCUGAUCGGUCGCUCUGCAUCACUUUCAAAUGCAGGUAGAGGUAUCAAACUCUACGUUGGAGAAUUCAACGCCGACCAACUUGCUAGAGGUCAGAUCUGGCAGACUGCAUGUGGACAAGUCUUCUUUUCCACUGGAGUCGGAUUCGGUUACUUUACCUCUUACGCAUCCUACAACCAGAAAUUCUCGAACGCUGUCAUGGACUCGAUCAUGAUUGUAUGUAGCAAUGCUUUGUUCGAAAUUAUCGCAGCUUUUGCCGUCUUUGGUGUCAUCGGUUUCCUCGGCAUGACUCCAACACCCGGCGAGAGAGUUGGUUCCUUCACAAUCGGCUUCAUCACAUUACCACUCGCUGUAACAGAGAUGCCAGGUGCAAAUUUAUGGGCUGUGCUUCUGUUCUUUACACUCAUGGUCCUUGGCUUCAGUUCCGCAUUCGCUAUGCUCGAUGCAGCUGUCACUCUCACUAUGGACGCACAGAAGAAGAUACCUCGCUGGGGUAUCGUCACGAUUCUAGUCAUCGUGUCAUUUCUCCUGACAUUGAUGUACUGUACUCAGUUCGGCUUUUAUCUACUUGAAGGAGUUGAUCGGUGGCUCAACGACGUAGCAUUAGUAUUUGUUGUGUUGUCCGAAUGCAUUUCAGCUACUACUGUCUACCGCAUGAAAGAUGUCAUUGGACAGGUUGGGAGGCCAGCAUUCGCAAUCUAUAACAUGGCCUUCCUUGGUGCUAUGAUAUUUGGCGUAGCAGUAGCCCAUGCUGUAAGCCCUGCAGCAGGCGCCGGUCUUGGAUUUGGUCUAUUCAUCGCUGGGACCAUCCUGUCGGUCUUCAUAGGCAAGACUCCAGAUUCAAAGGUCCCAAAAUUCUGGGGCAGGAAUCCUCCAUUGUGUCGAUUCUAUUAUCUAGCUUUCUACUCCGGAAACAUGUUGAGACAUGAUCUUAAUUUGAUUGUUGGAACCGGCAAGAACUGGAAGAUCCCCAUGCUCUGGGCUCCUACACUUCGCUACCUGGGAGCACCAAUUCUCGCCAUCGUAUACGGCUUCUCCUAUCCCGGAUUCUACGCCGUACGCAACGACCCAAUGCAUAUCUUCGGAUUCGUAGUUGGACAUCUCGCAUUAGUGAUCAUCGCACUUGGUUUCAUUGUUCCUAGCUGGUUUGAUGUCUUUGUACCUGUUCCGCGACGAGGGGAGGGAAAGAUACCAUAUGCGCCCGGUGUAAUUGGAGGAUCUAUCGACGUGGAUUCUGAUGAUCGGGAAAGGAUGGAGGCUGCUACACCCAGGAGCGAUUCGAGCUCUGCAGAACAAACGAGUGUUGGUGUUGAGAAGAAGCCUGAAUAG
Messenger RNA from Cadophora gregata, 1980 nucleotides. RefSeq lists its product as uncharacterized. NCBI's taxonomy places the organism in Eukaryota, Fungi, Ascomycota, Leotiomycetes, Helotiales, Ploettnerulaceae. The record is from RefSeq and is a predicted model, not a curated record. The coding region runs from base 1 to 1980 and encodes 659 amino acids. Gene Ontology annotation, biological process: sodium ion transmembrane transport. The transcript has 2 exons. Gene Ontology annotation, cellular component: membrane.